Messenger RNA from Folsomia candida, 10202 nucleotides. RefSeq names its product mucin-5AC-like. The transcript has 9 exons. The coding region runs from base 2701 to 9018 and encodes 2105 amino acids. NCBI's taxonomy places the organism in Eukaryota, Metazoa, Arthropoda, Collembola, Entomobryomorpha, Isotomidae. The record is from RefSeq and is a predicted model, not a curated record.
UCCAUCCUACCCGCACCACCUCAUUUUCAGUCUCUCGUUUCAGAGACACGGCCACGUUCUGCCAUUCUCACACGUUUAGUCUCAGAGUCGUCUCACUGCUCCCUGCACCAUAAAAUAAUAAAAAGUGAUCAUUAUUGAGAGAUUCUUUCACGAAAUUUCCAUUCAUAUCUAUCCACUUAUUGCACACAUUGAGAUAUCAAUUACUUACCUUUUCCCCGCUCCUUUCCCUCUCCAACCGGCUUCACUCUCCUCACAUUUUAUGCAAGACGGACGAGCAAAGUGUGUUCCCUGAUACCGUACUCUGGGUUCCGGUCGUGUAUGAAGUAACCCGGCAAGAGAAGAAAGGAUUUUUUGCAGUGCGUGACCACAAACAAGGCAUUCAACUGCGUAAAACUGUUCGAUUUAUUAUACGGAACGAGGAGGGCGCUCGCCAAACCAAUUUCUGCUAUCUGCUCUGCUCAUCAAUUGCCAUCAACGGCAUUGGCCAAUUGAGUUAUAACGAGGAAGAAACAUAUUACUUCACUUGAGAUUUAUCAGACUUUGCUACAUACGCAAGAGUGGGAAUGAGAAAUGGAAUGGUGAAGAUAAGAAAAAUAGAACAAGAGGAGAAGUGAGAUUGCAACAUGACUUCAUGAGACUACUUGUCAGCAAAAAGUCAAGAAAUUGCCAAGUAAUAUUUUUAUUAUCAUUUGUUGAAGGAGCUACCGAAACUCAUCACGGCUUGUCUUGUCAUCUCGUACAUAAAUAUAGCUGGACUGUGCGCCCCCAGCUGCAGCAUCUCAGGAACGGACUUUGUUUCGGUGAAGGCAAAAGUAAAGAGGCAUUUUAUGACUUCAUCUCUUCUCUCUCUUCUUGGACAAGUUUUCGCAGAGAAAAGAACGCACGAUUGACUGCAAUGUCUCAGAUAUGACAGUGUAUUCAUAGUAACCGUCAUAACUUGACUUGACUUUGGUUUGCGAAUCGAGGACAAGCUCAACUCACAAAGCAAGAACCUUAGCCAACAUUCCAGUGGACGAGUAUGUACUAUCGGGCAGUUCAUUUGUGAGGUCUCAUCCUUCCUUUCCAGACCAUGUGGCUCUCUCUUUAGCCAUUUCUUCUUGCGUUCACUCCAAAUACACGAAUUCAAUUUCCAAGUUCAUGAAUAUAAACGACUCAUUCAGUCUCCAUUGAUGGACGUAUUUUAUAUUCCAACCGAUUCUUAUCCAACAACUUAUUGGCUGUGCCAGUGAAUGGGCUGCAGGAGUUAAGCAGGAUGUCAUUAUCAUGAGUUCCUAUUUACUAUACCUGCCCACGCUAUUGUUCUGAAAGAAAUCGCAAAUGGGUUCCCCAAUAGCGAAUAAUGUGCACUGAAAGACGGCAAAUUGGACAAACUUUUGCAAUCUGAAUUUGUGCAAGAUUGUGUGUCCGAUCCUGACGGACGUUUGUGUCCAAUCUGAAACUUGCUUCUACCUGAAAUAAAUAUGUCAGAAUUUUUAUGAAAUAAGGGAGCUCGUGUCAAUCUUGUUCGAGGAAAAGGAGGGGAUAGCUCCUGUCCGGUCAUUUAUUGUCGAUUUCGAUAUUGAUCUUGAGUUAGCGUCUUAUUGAACUCCCCCACUGCCUGAACCAACUCUCGCACAGACUUGCUGGUGGACUGGAUGGAUGUGAAUUGAGUGGAUGGGCUCCAGUUAUAAAAAUACACAACAAAGCUGAAGAAUCCAACAUUGCCUUGACUUGACAAAGUCAGUAAGUAAGCAUCUCGACUUAACAAGAAGCAAUUAAUUCAAUCACUGCAAUCGAGUUAGAUGCGUCGGAUGAGAAACUGAAAGCGGUUUUCAAUUCUCAUAAAUUAAGAGAAACUCUCAGGAGAAUUGGACAUCCCAUUCAACAUUCGUACAUUAUCUUGUGUUAUAUUUCGUUCCUUCGCUCACUGGUGAAUUGUGAAAAAUAAAUGUAACAAAAGCUUGAGAAAGUGGACGAUAAAUUUUCUCGGAUAAAAGAUCCGAACUACCGAUUCUCGUAUCGGAACAAAAUUGUCACCUACGGUGAGCAGGGCCUGCAUACUGCCACAGACUCUUCCUUCCUUGGCGUGUGCUUCUGAAUAAAGGGAGUGCAUUAGCGAUUCCGUCUGACGGAGAGAGGUGGGAACCUAGCGUUGGAUCCUACAUAAAGUGAAAGUGCGAUUACACUUCCUCUCUCACCUCGUGCCAUUGUACUUACGGACCUCAUUCUACUUGGCUAACCAGGUAAAUAUUAUAUACCUACGAGCUUUGGUGCGUUGAGUGGCAAACAACUUGGCACAGUGAGACUCAUUUUAUUAAGGGAAAAGAAAGCGACGCUGGAGUGAGCAGAUUUCCCGUGGAUUGCAGAUGCGGAUGGAACAACUUUGUCCGUCUCCAGAAUCGACCUUUACUCUCCAAGGUGAGAUAGAAGAAACGGGAACGCACAUUUAUUAAGUUGGAUUGGAGUGGGACCCAUACAGAGGACGACGCCUCCUUCACAAGGCGUGAGAUGAAAAGGGCAGCGAGGAGUUGAAGUUGAGGAAAUUAUCUCAAGACAAGACAGGAGGAGUUGACAUAAACGUAUGACUGGGCUUAUCCAACUUCUCCUCACGACCUCUCGCAAGCCGCACCCACCACAGCACAACAAUUCUGACGACCAGGACGGAGAAGUGGUGCUUCGCCCCUGUAUCCUUCGCUUGCCCACUUCGCAUCCCUUUUUGAAAUGUUUGGACACAGAUUAAAAUCGUGGAUGGAAAACAAAUUAUAUCGCCAAAAAUCUAACCAUCAGAACCAAAAGAGCAACCGAGCACUGAAGGAUGCCACAGCCACGUCUCAAUCUCCAGAAUCCAGUGGAGGAGUCGGUCCCUCUCUUACGUCGACGACCUCCCCGACGACGACCUCAACAAUAACGACAAUGACGACGGUGACAAGUGGUGCUGGACUGAUAUCUUCAUCAAACGUCACCAACAACGCCGCUCCGUCCAGUUCACAAAUUCAAUCGGAAUCAGUGGCAGCAGUUCAAACGGCGCAGCUCCAGAAACAAGAAAAUCGCCCAACAAAAGAUUACGAAGACGACGAAGAGGAGAAAAUAGAGGAGCAAGAACAUCAUCAUCAUCAGGGAAUCACUUGCACCCGAUCCAGCACCACUGGCUCAGUUAGCAAUAGCACCAGUCACAACAUUCUCCAGGGAGCGUUUUGCAACAACCUGUCUUCGCCGGACACGGGGUAUUCUACGGACGGCUACUCACCGAAAAGUGUGUACCCAGCUCUUUCCUUCGAGUCGUCUGGAAAGUCUACCCCCAAAUCAUCCUACACAAUCAGUUCGCUCGUCUCCUCCGAGCUGCAUCUCAGCACCAGUUCCAAGGGGAACACGGCCAGUCUCUCCUCAGCCAGUUGCUCAGUCAACAAUGGUCUCGAGUCAGACGACGUUGAAUGUGCUUCCCCACGAGUUUUGCUGAAGACAUCCGCCUCACUCCCUCCUCAUCCAGAGGCUGACAGAUCCAACUUGGGACUUGGAAAUGGUAUUAUUAUCAACGAAAAGAAGACGAGUGCCGCUGGAGGGGGAGGAGGACAUGAGAAUCAAAUUACCUCACAACAGCAUUCACAUUCCAUUAAGCAGCAGCCGUCCAACAAUGCUGCUCCUGUCACUCUAACAACUCGGGACAGUUUCAGAGGUAAUGACAAUGUCAGCGACACACAAUGUAAUCCAAAAAAGUCAUCAUUGAGCCAUCUCGUCGGAGGCGAGUUUACGUCACAUCAGCAGCAACUUUCUCCAGCUGAACGUGGGGGCAGUAUGGUAGCAGCCAAGCAAAUGCAUGGCAAUUGUACUAGUCAAGGCAUCAUUAUUGACCAGAAUUGCAGAACAGGAUCAAGUAACCUCAACUCUGAUAAUUAUGACGGUCAUAUCUGCUCCUCAACAAACCCUUUUUGUAGCGGUUGUAGCCAUCGAAUCCAAAGUAGCCCCGCUCCCCCUACGACUACCCCUUUCGAUAACAAUCCUCACAAUCACACGAGGAACAGCAACGUGAAUGAGCUAAAGUUAAGUGUGCCAAGAAGUGCGUCGCCGGAUAAUAGUGAAGGUAAUUCAUCAUCAUCCUUGUUGACAGGCUCGAGCAACCGGAAUAUCCGAACCUCAUUCGUCCUUGUAACCACUGCCACCAGUCAGAUUCCUGAAUGUGCGAGUAGUUUCAGCUUAAAAAAUUCCUUCUCCAUUUGCUCUCCAAGAAAAGAGCGCACGAGGAUAAAGACUAACCCCUGGAUUACCUUCACCAAUACGACGAAUGAUGGAAAUUCAAAUAAGGUUGAAUCCAAUAGUUCGCCAGUUGUGAUCAGGGUGAACAAGGGAGCAGGACAUGUGGGCUUGGUGAGUGGAAAUACCGGAACUGAGAAAGUCAGCAUGAUACAAUCCCAGCACUUGGUCUGCAGGAGCAGUAGCACCUGUCUCAGCAGUUCUGCUACACGCAGUGGAAUUGGCAGUGGUGGUACUGAAGAUGCGAGGAACGAAACUGACAAUCAGGCGAAAGGUAGUCGUGAAACUGGAGGGGAAAUUAGAAACAUGUGCAACAAAGGAGAAAGCAGAGACAGUGGGAUCGAGGAUCAUCAUCAUCACCAUCAUCAGAGUGGUGAUACAUUGAGCUUAGUUUACCGUAUUUCCACAUCUGCAAGCGCGUCCGAUUCAGGUUUGGAUUUGGAGUCUGGAACGUGUAAUAGAAAUUCCACGGAAUCUUCCUUGUUAAGUGAUUCUGCAUCUACUCGAAACUCCAUGAUUUCACAUGAAGCUGAGCUUGGAUGUAGUCGCAGCAGUAGCAUCACCAGUCCCACCACCUUUUUCGCUGCUCCGCAACAACAGCAACAACACAUUGGAGAUUACCAAGCAGCAUCUUCUCAUCAUCAGUGUGUUAAAGUACCACCGGUGAAAGUGAGCAGUGGUUGUGGUGGCCGGACGGCGAUGAUGGGGUCAAGUGCGGGUGUUAGUGCUCUAAGAAGCACCCCGACGGCGGUGAAGAAAUCACCCGUACCAAAAGUGUAUAAUAAUAAUAAUAAUAAUAUGGUCAUGGUGUCAAACAAUGAAAAUAGUCAAGUGGAAGACCAAGACGUCACUUCCUCGUCCAUCACACUUCCUCCAGAACUCCUUUCAUCGAGUAGGAGCAUUAGUGUAAGUGCUCAGACAAAUGUGAUUAUGGUUGAUAAACAGACGGAUAUCUUGAGUGACUGGAAUACGGAUGAUGACGGGGAAGAUGAGAUUGAGACGGAUAGGAACGACGAUGACGACUGUGACGACGAAGAGGAGGACGAACGAGUUACACCCACACCUUCCUCACCAGACACAGACACUGGAGGAAGGGCAAUUUUUCAUCGUAGUCAAUCCACCAGCAGUGUGACCGAUAUAGAUUUUGGUGAUAGCAGUGCGGCAACGGCAGCCUCCUCCACAGGAAUUGCUCCUUCAUCGUCCAUUUUUAAAAGUCAAGCCGGUAGCAAAGUAGGUUCCUCUAUGUAUAACCAUAAGGGUGCUAUCAACAAGAUCAGUUGCGUGGCCGAUAUUUACAAUCAUGAUAAUCAUCAUCGCCAUAAUAAUAUGAUCAGCCCACAGACCACAUGUUACUCGUCGAAUCCCACUCCUCCUCAACAAGGAGGGCCCCAAAAUAUUCACUGGGUCGAGACUGACGAAAUGUAUGAUAGGAAACUGACGAUGGAAAAAACAACGAGAAUAACGUCAAUGGAAAAUGACAUCCUUCGAAUAACUCCAAAAACUGGGGUAAUGUACCCCACGAGACAUGCACUCGGAAUUGAUGCCGAUUCACUCUGCUCUGAUGUCUGUGAGUUUCCUGAUUAUAAUGCAAAUAAGCCACUGCCAAACUCAUCCUCGUCGUCUAAUGCAAUUGCCAGAGGAGCGUUGGGGUUUCUCAGAAAAAUAUUCAAAAAGGGGUCAUGUUCCAGUCACAGGACUAGUCCGGGGAGCGAUAAAGUCAAAAUUCCUCGUUCUGCCAAAUCUAAAGACAGUCAUUUGGACGACAAUAUUGCAACCAUAACUGGGUUACGAUCUACUUCCCUGAUAACGACGGCAGAUGCGUUAGUUUCUCCUCAUCCACUUGUCUCAAGAAAACCGUCCAUUAACGGCUACUUUCUAACACCCACUCCAAAUGCGUUCAGAAGGAGGAGCGGUGGUGGUGGUGGCGACUCGUCCGAUUCCAAUAAAGGUUCGCACAAACAUCACAAUAAGGCUGUCAAGACGGAUGUCAUUAGACUGCUGCCGGCAGGAGCACUUUCUCCAACCCAACAAGUCUUGCAUGCAAACUCCUCAUCGUCCACAUCUUCCUCCACCAAAAAUGCGACCAUUAUUGGUGCUUUCUCUAAUAAUAUAACUGAGAGUGGAAAUAAUAAUAUUCACGCGUACUCGAAUACCAGCACAAACUCCACUGCGAGCUCGAUUCAUUCCAUGUCGACCUCCACGUCCGCAGCCUCCAACACUGGAACGGGCCUUGGUGGCGAAAAUCAUGUAAAUGGACACCCUCCAUACGGUCGAAACCAGAAUCAACGUCUUAACGACAACUUUUAUUCGAAUUCCAACUCGAGUAGGCAACCCCCAUUUUUGCCCAUUGAAAACGGCAGAGGACAUUAUCCGCCACCUACAGAAAUGCAUUCCACCAAACCACCUCAAUUGCCAGCGCAACCCCCCGUACCUCAGGAUCCAGCCUACCACCCAUACUAUGGACAAGUACCAACCCAUCUUCCUGCUCCAACUUGUCAAAUAAGUCACCAGCAACAAGAUCGUGACUUUGGAGCGGGACACGUUUACCGACCCCCCUCCACUUGUGGUCCGUAUGAGUCUCCCCGGCUUCAAAAUCCUCAUCAUCACAGAAUUAAUUCCCCAAGUUUUAACAACUAUUCACCGAUUCAUCGCUUGGUUGUAACAAAUGGAGCAUCACAAUUACUACUAAAUCGUGGCGGAUCUUCUACUUCCACUAAUAAUGGUCCAAACUGUGCUUCACCAAUAAUUCCACCAUUUCAAUCUACCGAGUCCCCACACUUAACCUCAAGAAAUAGAAAUAGAGGAGGUGCUGACUCGAAAAGUUAUUUACAUCAACACAAUAACAGCAAUAAUAACAACACUUCAUCAGCAGCACAAAUUCCUAACAUAAAUCGUUCCUAUCAGACCACAUCUUCCUCACCUUCCCCUCUAAUUAAUAAGCCCAGCCAUCAACAUCAUCAUCAUCAACAACAACCACAGCAGGAACCUCUUUCCAUUUCAUCGCCUCGACCCCAGCUCCCAGCAUCCAAUACUUUCACCUCCCCUUCACCCAUUCAAAGAAAUCCCCGGUAUCAAUACAUCACUUCCUCAAAUCAAAACUCGCCCAUUCUGAAUGUCCCCAAGAGAAUGAAUGGAGGGGUAACAGCUCCUCCUCCGCCGUCGAUUCCUCAAAACCCGCACUAUUAUUACCAUAACCAUGCUAACCAGCAGAACCAGGAAGGAGGAUCAUCAUUUCCCAACGGGCGACCGCCACCGUCCUUCUCGACUUUCUCCCCUACGCCUCCUUCGAGACAAAUCACCACACAAUGUAAUAAUAAUCCAUUUUCAGCUGCCAGUCCUAAUUUGAAUCACCAUCAACUAAAUUCACAACCCGUACAAAAUCCUCUUUGCAUCACCACUUCUCGACAGCAUCGAAGCUUGGAGAAUAGCGACAUGACAAACUCUUCUCCGAAUAAUCCUAAUCUUCACCUUCAUCAUCGAGGAGGCACAAGAGGACAGGAAAGUAGUGCAGAAUGUCCAGGUCUAUCAUUAAAUAGUCCAAACAACAAACAUAUUUUAAGCCGUAGUCAAAGUUAUCAAGUUCAGGAGCACCAACAGGAAGACCAGUUCCACCCACCAGUGCAUUAUUAUGCGUCACCAGUAGUGGUCUCACAACCAAUACUCCCACCACAAACUCAGCAGCGAAUGAUAGGUCCACACCCGGUCGUGCAUCCCAUGAGCUUGAGUUUCAAUGAACCUCCAUUAUUAAUGAGGGCACAUCUUCACAACCAAAAUGUUCGACUUAACAAUUUUCUCAUGAAGAUACGUCAGCAUCAUCAUCAUCCCAUCCAACCUGACGCUUUUGCUGUCGAACAACAAAUUCCUCAGUCUGACUCGUUCCAAGAGAGGAUUUACGAGACUGUGGGUUCCGAGGAUGACAACGACCAGAAUGAUGAUGAUGACGAGGAGGAUGAGGAACACGGGUGCGUAGAUGGUGGAGGCAUAAUAAGAAACCGCAACAGCAUGCAUCACCAUAAUAAUGCCAUAAGAGAUCAUUGCUUUCACCUAACCAACGAAGGCAGUGGCAACGGCCUGGAGCAGCACAGGACCAAGAAGAAUCGUCGUUUACCAACCGCAAUUUCGAAUCUGGAAUCAGGAUUCCCAUUCUCAAAUAGAAGCAGUGGCAAUGUUGAUGAUAUAGCCUCUAAAUCCAAAACUGAACAAAGUUCAAAAUCAAAAAGAUCAAAGACUAAGCUUCAUCCUUCCUACUCCUCACAACAAUACUACACGAGUGAAAGUUGUGAAAAGGACUCCAUGUGCCAACAACCCCCACGUCCACCAGUCCCCAUGGCUCUUUUUGGUCCCAAUACUUUCUUGUCGGAAACGGAAACGAGGCUGAUCCUGGAGACUGAUGAUAGAGAAGAAAGCCGAAAAUUCAAACGCCUCAUCAAUGAAGCUGAAGCCUUAUUGCGAGAAAUCACAGCAGUAAAAUCACAACAGCAGCCUUGGGUCCCACAACAACAAUUUCCGCGGAUGCAGAAUCCAAUGCGUGUGGAAGACUGUCCUCAAAGUGAUCCGUUGCGGAGAAAGGGGUAUGACUGUUGGGCUUUGCGAAGACUGCAACAAGAAUUGGCUGGGUGCUGCGCUUCUCCUCCCGUCCUGCACAGAUCGCGAAUGAACUUGCAGUCGCCAUCAACACCCACUGCAGCAACGACAGCCAUUAUGAACUCGUACUUUAGCCUCGUCCCCAAUUCGCAAAUGACAAAUGCUAAUUUUACAGAUAGCCAUAACCUAAAUAAUGCGCAUUUCUAAACCUAUUCUAAAGUCCUAUGUGAGGAGCAUUCCAUGCUUUCACAUAGUGCAAGGGUUUUCCACAAAUGCAUACCCAUUUUUUGUAGAGUUAUAACAAGGGCAGGAAAGCAGAAGACAAAUGUGAGGCGUAAUGAUAUUAAUGUGAAUCUCCUUCAACAAAUUCAACAACUGGAGCAGCAGUACGUUUCCCCUGUCCUUGUCUCCCCUGCUGAUAAGAUAAAAGAGUCAUAACGAACAACAUAAAACUCCCAAAUGUGAAAUUCCCCUAGUCAUCACCGCAAAGUGAAACUGAGCUUCAUCCCCAAUUUACAAUCCUGAUAUAAACUCUGAAUCGUUGGGGAAUAACAAAUUCACUUGUUGGCUGUACUGCUAGCCUGCUGUGUUGAAGGAAGUAUUAUGUAUGACUCACAUACUCGACUUAUUGAGAUUCAGAGUUUGAAUUUCAUACAGAAAGCAAAAUAGAACAUUUAUGAUAAAAAAAACAUUGUGAAAAAACAUUAAAUUUUCAUUAUGUCAUGAAAUCUGAGAUUUAAAUAUCCGUAUACGUUGUACAAGUCAGCAUUAUCCUAGUUGUUAGCAUAUAUUUGUUCAACCGUUUGAGUACAAAAUAGAUUAUUCAAGUAGUCAAAAAGUUUGUGCUAGAUUUUAUCAUAUGAAAUAAAAUAAUGACUAUUUGAUAGUGGAUGUAAAUUUGAUCUAGAGCUUUAAGUACGAUAACCUCCAUAGAUUGUAGGAUAGAAGACUGUUGGAUUAUAGCCGUGGCCACAAUAAUCAAAUUAUCAAAUAUGCAGAUUUUGUGCCGAAAUGUAUUAUUACUAUUACUAACAAUAAACAGUGUAAACUUUCUACUGCAAAGUCAAAUUGUGAAAAACAAAGUUCACAGUGUUAAUCACGACUGCAUAUGUAUUUACGAUUUGAAACACUUUUGUACUAUAUUAAGUGUAGACUUUAUGAAAUGGAGGAAGAAUUUAACUGACUCCGUACAAGAAUCACACUACUGACUGUCGUUUACAAUCUGCAUACAACGUCCAGAAUCCAAAAACAAUAUAAACUUUUGCAACACCAUUGCAUGCAUACAUGAAAUGUAUCUACGUAAGUAGGUAGAGCCAAGAGUUGUAUAUGUAACUAAAAUUACUAAAUAAAAUAAAAAUAUGAAUCGGUUCGAUAAAAAAUGAGACAAGAAA